AUGAAAAUUAAUUCAUUAAGAAUUGCACCAGGUUUUCCUGGAUUAGAAGAUCAUCAACAAAUACAAAUAUUAGUUGUAAAUUUAUGUGAAGAUGUUAUGAUUGGUGGUGAAUCUAGUUUUUGUAAAUUAUUAAAUCGAUUAAAUGACCAUUCAGUUAAAAAAGUUGGAGAUCAAGAACCUCAUUAUGUAUAUAUUAAAUUUAUAACACAAAAUGAUCCUUUAAAUUUAAAAUUUGCUAAUCUUCAAGUUUAUAGAAGAAUUUUUGCUGUUAUUGGUGUUGCUUUUUUAAAUGAUGAUGAUAAUAUUAAAGAAACAUAUGAUAAAUAUGAAAAUUUAAAAAAAAGUUGUGAUGAAGAUGCAUUAGUUGAUAAUAGACUUUUAAUAUUUGGUGGUAAUAAAGAAAAAAUUAAUGGAGAAAAUUUAAGAGAAAUUAUUUAUUAUGAAAAUUUUAAAGAUACACAAACAUUUAAUUAUGAUAUUCAAGGAUUAUUAAAAAAUGUUAUUAUUAUUUUACAAAGUAAACGUCUUGAAGAUAUUAAUGAAGUUAAAAGAUGUCCAUUAUUAUCUGGUGAAGAAAAAUAUCAAGUUGGUUUAGAUAAACAAUCAAAAAAUUAUAAAAAAAAAUGUAUUGGAAGAUUAAAAAAACAAAUAGGUGAUCUUCAUAUGCUUCUUGGAUUACCUUCACAAGCUGUUGAUAUUUAUAAUAUUGCAAUUGAAAAUUUAAAAAGUGCAAAUGAUUUAUUAUGGCUUGCUGCUGCAUAUGAAGGAUUAGCUGUUGCUAGUUAUUAUGCUUUAAUUGGUAAUGAACCAUUAUAUGAAGGUAAAAAAAGUACUGUACAAAGAAAUCAUACAAUAAAUAAUUUUGAUACAAAAAAUAUUGAUGGAACAUAUAAAAAUUUUAAAAAACAUUCAAGAAGAAAUUCAGAUGAAUUUACAAAAAAUAUAUCUACAACAUUUGAUGAAAAAAUUAAAUUAAAAGGUUUUUUAAAAAAUAUUGGUAAAUUAACUAUUGGUAAUAAAGGAGGAUUUAUAGAUAUUCCUAGUAUUAUGGAUAAAUUUAUAUUAUCUAUAGAAAAUUUUGAAAGAUUUUCAUAUUCUGCUAAAAUAGAAUAUCAAUGUGUUAUUAAAGCAGCAUCAUUAUUAUUUUGGGAACAUGAUUUUAUUAAAUGUGAAGCUUUUCUUAGAGAACAUAUUGGAAAAUAUUUAGAUGAUAGUUUUGUUACAUUUAAUAAUUUUGAAAAAAGUUCUAUAUGUGUUGAUUGUGCUAAUAUAUUUAAAGAAAUGAAUUUUAUGAGAAAACAUGCAUUUUUUUCAAGACUUGCUGUUUUAUUUAGAUUACAUGUUAGUGAUGAAGAACCAAGAACAGAAAAUGAUUAUAAAUAUGUUUAUCCAUUAUUAUAUAAUACUUUAACUGGAUAUGGUAUACAAUUAAAAUCACCAUUAGAUAUUAAUAAAAAAAAAUUUAAUUUAAAUAUAUCAGGACCUAGUCAAAUACAAGUUAAAGCAAUUCAAGAAGUAUUUAUGUCUUCAUUACGUGGUGGUUUAGUACAUUCUUCAAUUAGACAUCUUUGUUUUUUACUUCAAAAUUAUUAUGAUCUUUUAGAUCAAAAAGCUAUAGAUUCAAUGUUAGAUGAAUUAAAAAAAUUAACAAGUAAAUUACAAGAUAAACAUAAUUUAAAUCAAAUAAUACAAUUAGAUUAUUGUAAUGUUCUUAUACCAGCAGUUCAAUGGACAAAAUUUCCAACAGUUAUAGAUAUUGAAUUAAAACCAUUAAAACAUAAUUUAGAUAUUAAUAUAAUAACAAAAAGAGGAAGUUAUGGUGAUAUAUUUAUUUAUUCACCAUUUCAACAAGGUCAUAAUAAUGUUAAAAUAUAUUGGUCUGUUGAUUGUUACUCUACAGUAACAUUAAAAAUAAUUAAUUGUUUUCAUUUUGAAUUAACAGUAACAAAUUUAAUACUUCUUGUUGAUGGAUGUGAUUUUGAAUCAAUUCCAAUUAAAUUACAUCUUCCACCAACAAUUAAAGGUCAACAACAAACAAUUAUAGAUGUUGAUAUGCAAGGUUUUCCUCAUUCUGAAGGUACACUUAAAUUUAUCGGGUAUUCAUGUGAAGUUUUGGGUGUCAAAAAUGUCGUUAAAUUUGACAAUGAACAAUUUAUUAAAACAAUUAGAGUAUUACCAAAAUUACCAAUUUUAGAAGUAGAUACAACAUUAGAAAAACAACUUUUAAAAGAAGAAAAUCAUUUUGAAACACAAACAGAAGUAACAUUAUUUUCUGGACAAAAAUUUAAUCAUACAAUUACUAUUACAAAUACAAGUGAUACUAUAAAUAUUAGAAAUAUACGUAUAAAAAUUCAACAACCAAAAAUUAGUGGUGGUCCUCAACUUAUAUCUAUUCUUGAAAAUUUUAAUAAAGAUUUUAUAUUAUUACCAAAAACAAGUAAAGAUUUUAAAAUAUCAAUAUAUGGAAUUGAUCCUACAACUGCUCCAGAAAAUACCACUGAAACAUUUCCUGUUUCAUCUCUUUUUUCAAAACAUAUUUCAGAUAAUAAUUUUUCAAUAGUAAGUAGUACAAAUAAUUUAUUAUUUUCAGAAAUAGAUGAACAACAAAUUUCCCAUGAUCUUAUUCCAUAUAUAGGUCGUCUUUUAAAUUCUACCAUAAAAAUUACCUAUGCAGCAGAUCUUGAAAAUGAUAAUAAUGAAAUAUAUGAAAGAACUUAUUCAAUUGGUAUUGCAAUUAAAAUAAUUCCAGCAAUAACAAUAUCAAAUUGGCAUGUAUUAUCAGGUGAAGAUGCAUCAACAAGAUAUAUUGUUUUAGAUGUUAAUAAUUUAACUGAUUAUGAUGCUGAAUUAAAUUAUCUUCAUAAUAAACAAUUAUCUGUUCAGGCAAAAGAUACAUGUAGAGUAUUAUUAUUAUGUUCAUGUUGUGGAGAAAUUAGUCCAUUUGCCUUUUCUCAUGCCUCCCAAAGACCAUCUUUUCAUAUGCAAAAAGAAGAAAUUGAAAAAUUACGAAGAAUAUUAGAAGAUCAUGUUUCAAAUCAUCUUAAUAUUAAAUGGUCUAUUCCUAAAUUAAAUAUAAAUGGAAAUGUUCCUGUUGGAUCAUUAUUAAGUUCAGUUUCUUGUUUAAAACAAUUAGUUGUUCCACUUUUGACAGUAACCUUAUCAAUUAAUAUGAAACCAUAUACAAGUGAAGAUGAUAUAAUAGUUUAUAUAGGUGAUAUAGUAACUUUUAAUAUAACAUUACUAGUUUCAACAAAAGCUUCAUUCAAUUUUUCUGGUACUAUCAGUUUACUAUGUUUUCAUGAUCUUCAAAAUGGAGAAGAACAUAUAUAUGUUCCUGAAAGUUUAAUAUCUAUCGGAAGUUUAGUUGUUCCCUUUAAUGUACAACCUCAACAAUCUGAUGGUCUUUUAAGAAUUGUCUUCAAAAAAGAUUUCCGUUUUAUGUUUAGAUAUGAAGGUAUCUAUAAAGUUAAACCUAAUAUAUUUCUUAAUAAAUGUAACAAUAUUGAAGAACAAAAAUUGCUACAAUCUGCUGAAAAAGAAUUUUUUAUUUCAACAGCAAGUUUUAAUGUUACUACAAAAGGCACCAAAUGA
Messenger RNA from Strongyloides ratti, 3591 nucleotides. Its product is annotated as TRAPP II complex, Trs120 family-containing protein. The transcript has 2 exons. The record is from RefSeq and is a predicted model, not a curated record. The coding region runs from base 1 to 3591 and encodes 1196 amino acids. NCBI's taxonomy places the organism in Eukaryota, Metazoa, Nematoda, Chromadorea, Rhabditida, Strongyloididae. Gene Ontology annotation, cellular component: trans-Golgi network.